Messenger RNA from Torulaspora globosa, 549 nucleotides. RefSeq lists its product as uncharacterized. Gene Ontology annotation, molecular function: nucleic acid binding. NCBI's taxonomy places the organism in Eukaryota, Fungi, Ascomycota, Saccharomycetes, Saccharomycetales, Saccharomycetaceae. The record is from RefSeq and is a predicted model, not a curated record. The transcript has a single exon. The coding region runs from base 1 to 549 and encodes 182 amino acids.
AUGUGGUUUACACAAGGCCUAGAGAGGGGCCUGCCCGUCAUUGGUAUGAUCAUGGUUGCAUUUGAGCACCCGGACGAGCAAGAAGAUGGUUACGAAAUCAUGCUUCAACUCACAAAGUACUCAUAUGAAGGCGAAAUGGAUCCCUCAGUGUAUCUCGCAAAAGUUGAAGGAGCACUAUGUUUGCAGAUGGAUCAAGGUUCCGAAUUUGCUAACAAAACUAUUAAGUUUUUCCGUGAAAAAGGGAUAGUCACUGAUUACACUACGGUGGGUGACUCCCGCAGCGAUGUGGUAGCUGAGCGCGCCAAACUGUUGUUGCUAAAUGACUGCCGAACGCUCCUUGACUCGGCUAACUUAUCGGAGGAUUUAUUGUUCUAUGCCGUAAAAUUCGCAACAAUGAUAAGCAAUUCGGUAGUGUCAUCGAGUAUUGGCGAUUUACCAAGAUACAAGCCAGUAUUAACAGGCCUUGAUGCGGACACUAUCCUACCUUCGGCCAGACGGUCAUCGUCCACAAGCCGAACAUGGACAGUAAGCUGCAUGACAGGGGUGUGA